This is a messenger RNA of Parus major (Great Tit), 1896 nucleotides long. It is a transcript of the gene LSM4, whose product is annotated as LSM4 homolog, U6 small nuclear RNA and mRNA degradation associated. The transcript has 5 exons. Gene Ontology annotation, cellular component: spliceosomal tri-snRNP complex; U6 snRNP; P-body. Gene Ontology annotation, molecular function: U6 snRNA binding. The record is from RefSeq and is a predicted model, not a curated record. Gene Ontology annotation, biological process: spliceosomal snRNP assembly; mRNA splicing, via spliceosome; nuclear-transcribed mRNA catabolic process. Bases 85 to 501 code for a protein of 138 amino acids. NCBI's taxonomy places the organism in Eukaryota, Metazoa, Chordata, Aves, Passeriformes, Paridae.
CCGCGCUCUGAUUGGCUCCGCUUGGAGCCGGGGGCGGUUUGAGCGGCAGCGCCCGGCGCGGCGGCGGCUCCCGGGUCCGGCACGAUGCUGCCCCUGUCUUUGCUGAAGACGGCGCAGAACCACCCCAUGCUGGUGGAGCUGAAGAACGGGGAGACGUACAACGGGCACCUGGUGAGCUGCGACAACUGGAUGAACAUCAACCUGCGGGAGGUCAUCUGCACGUCACGGGACGGGGACAAGUUCUGGAGGAUGCCUGAGUGUUACAUCCGCGGCAGCACCAUCAAAUACCUGCGGAUCCCUGACGAAAUCAUUGACAUGGUGAAGGAGGAGGUGGUGUCCAAGGGCAGAGGCCGUGGUGGGAUGCAGCAGCAGAAGCAACAGAAGGGCCGUGGGGUUGGAGGAGCUGGACGAGGUGUUUUUGGUGGCCGUGGCCGAGGAAUUCCAGGCAGUGGAAGAGGCCAGCAGGAAAAGAAGCCAGGCAGGCAAUCAGCCAAGCAGUGAGAUGUCCCCACCCAGGCCAGGGACAGUUUGGGUUUUGUCACCUCAGGGUUGCCACGUGUCCAAAAAAGUUCCUUUUCCCACUCUUCCAUCAGAAUCAGAGCCCAAAUCAUGUUCCUUUGGAAGCCCCCUCACGCUUUAAUCUGGUGGAGUUUUCACUCCUUGUAGUCAGUAAAUCAUUGGAAAUGUUUUUUAAAAAAUUGGUUCAUGGUUAAGGACUGAGGUUCUGCCUUCUCCUGAGAGUGAAUUUUUCAGGCUCACCAGGUUUAAUUUAAAAUAUUUUCCUGUUCAGAGGUACCAGAAGGAAGGCAAACACUUUCUGGAUUGCUUGGAUUUGGUUUUUUUUAUUAUUUUAUUUUUUUUUAAAUACUUGAAACUGGGGAAACUUGUUUUGUUUGUAACAGAUGUAUUUUGGUUUAAAAACACUGAACUUGACAAUGUUGUGUCUGUACGUGAAUAGUCCUAAAGGCUUGGGGUUUUUUUUUAAAAAAAAACAACAAACUUUUGAGCUAUUGCUUUUCUUCUCCUGGCCAGUGAGUUCUGUUUCUCCCAUGGCUUAAAGGAGAGGUGAACAUUGGCCUUCAAGGCCUGUUCCCAAGAGAGCUUUGUGACAAAUGAGUGUUUCCCAAUUAGUUCAUUGCCAAUUUGACUUCAGAUUAGAAGUUCCCUUCAAAGGAACAGGGUUUUUUUUUCUGUGUUCUUGGCUUUUUUUGGUUUAUUUUUUUUUUUUGUAUGAGGCUGGUGCACCCCUUCUUCCACAUGGGGGAUUUUAAAAUUUUUUUUUUUUUUGGAAAAGCAACUUGAGUUGAUUUACACGGAUUUAUUUCACCCCCCAACCCUGCUUUGAAAACUCUCUCCCUUCUGCUGUGACACCAAGAGCUGAACUCUGACAAUAUUUCUCAACCUAAUUUCUUCCAGCAGCUGGUGAUUGACCUCUCUGGCUGUACCUGUCACUUCCUUCCCCAGCCACCAAUUAUCUUCCCUUGGGGACACAGGCCAGCGUGUGAACCUGUCCCUCCCAUAGGUUCAGAAAACUCCUGGGAAUUCCCAGCCCAGGUUACUCCAGUCUUCCAUCCCAUGAGUGAAAUACACCCUCAGAAUAUUCUGGCUGAUCCCAGCUGAGCUCCUGCACCAGGGCACGGGGGGAAGAAACAGCUCUGGGUGUGCCUCAACCCUCCCCUGGAUGGAUGAAACAGCUGAAUUUUUUUGGGGGGGAAACUGAUAUUGUGGCUUGUUUUGAGCAGGUUUGGGGUUUGUACAACUGGUUCUCAUGUUGGAGCCUCUGGCAUCGCCACUGUACUGAAAAGGAGUGAAGAACAUGCUUUUAUAGACUUAUUUUUUUAAUGUUUAUAGAACUGGGCGCAGUGGUGAGUGAGAAUAAAUCUCCAGCCUCUUCCA